This is a messenger RNA of Aricia agestis (brown argus), 850 nucleotides long. RefSeq lists its product as uncharacterized. The transcript has 5 exons. The record is from RefSeq and is a predicted model, not a curated record. Bases 83 to 682 code for a protein of 199 amino acids. NCBI's taxonomy places the organism in Eukaryota, Metazoa, Arthropoda, Insecta, Lepidoptera, Lycaenidae.
CCAACGGGCGCGGUACGCCCGACUACUACCUAGGGCCUGAUUGGUGAUUACACCUACCGAGUUAUAGAGUUGAGACAUCAAGAUGAGCUGUGGAAAAUGCUUACUGUAUAUUAUAAAUACAUUAGAAGUGGGGCUGUGUCUGGGACUUCUUGGUCUGGGCCUGAGCACUGGAUUGACCCUCCUCACGUACGUAGCCUGCGGUGGCCUCAUCAUUGGCCUCCUGUGUUGGGGCGGACUCUGCACGGGCAAUCGCUGCAUGCUCCUCUCGUACACGUGGUGUAUGUUCACGCUGACGGUGAUGUGCCUGUGCUUCAUCAUAAGCCCGCAGACAGGGAAGUCGGUGGUCGGCGAGCCGCUGGAACAAUUCAUCCUAGCUGUUUACAUGAAGAGCGGAACGUUGGAGGAUCUGCCCUGCUGCCCGAAGAUCCCACUGGAGCGCCCCAGGGAUUGGGAGUCGUUGGUGGUUAGCAAGGUGAUGGGUGCGGGCAACGAGCUCUUGUGCGCCGGCACCAAGCUGGUUGGAGUCCUCACCUGCAAGGAUUUCGUUGACCUCAUCCUCGACACCUACGGAACUCCUCUAGCGCUUGCCGCCGCGGUCCUGAUGUUUACAUCCGGUGUAAAUACCUGGUAUGAAGUGCGUAUAGUCCUCAAACGCAGGCGAGACGCAUCACCAACAUGGUAAUGGGACCUGGAUUUCAUGUAGACAGCUACGUAAUCGUAACUAUAUAUAGUCAAAAUAAUUUAAGUUGGCAACAGCGGUCAUUGACCUUUCUAGUCUAGGAGUUAUGUGAAAAAUGCUCGCUCUGUAUUCUAUUAAUAUUGUACUCUUAUCUGACACAGGCUAUUAUAG